Trichomonas vaginalis G3 is the source of this 372-nucleotide messenger RNA. RefSeq names its product profilin (actin-binding protein) family. The record is from RefSeq and is a predicted model, not a curated record. The transcript has a single exon. The coding region runs from base 1 to 372 and encodes 123 amino acids. Gene Ontology annotation, molecular function: actin monomer binding. Lineage: Eukaryota; Parabasalia; Trichomonadida; Trichomonadidae. Gene Ontology annotation, cellular component: cell cortex.
AUGUCGUGGACUCAAUUCAUUGAUCUUCUUGGUACAAAUAUCACAAGUGCCGGUAUUUUCAGAUUUGAUGGCGAAAGCCUCGCAGCAACUAAAGAUUUUUCAAUAACUCCAGAAGAAACAGUUAAAUUGCUCGAUAUGUAUAAUAAAGGCUCAGCUUUCCUUUCAGAAACAUUCACGUUUAAAGGUGUAGAAUAUUCUAUUCUUCGUGCCGACAGUGAAAACAUUCAAAUGCGUUAUCACUCUGCAGGUUUGAUGGUUUCUAAAUGCAAAUCAUGCUUUAUUUUCGCAUACCAUACUGAUAGAGUUCAGGCUCAAAACUGUUAUGAGGCAGUUGUUCAUGUUGCAAAUAUUUUACGUUCUUACGGAUAUUAA